Molecule: messenger RNA, 981 nt
Organism: Populus trichocarpa (black cottonwood)
Lineage: Eukaryota; Viridiplantae; Streptophyta; Magnoliopsida; Malpighiales; Salicaceae
Product: TIR-only protein
Exons: 2
Coding region: 99-692 (197 amino acids)
Biological process (GO): signal transduction
Source: RefSeq, a predicted model, not a curated record
CAUGUAGAAAAUAAAAAAUAAUACAAAACAAUCGAGUUCUUAAUACUGUUAUUGUACACAAAUUAUCAUUUUUUUUUUCUUAGCUUCUUCAUCAAGCCAUGCAGCAGCGUUCAGCAUCAGCAGCCAAGAACUUAUGUCGUAAAAUCUUGAACCACCAUAACCAAAUCCAAUCCCUUAAAAGACCACCCUGUGAUGUGUUCAUUAAUCAUCGGUGCAUCGAUACGAAGAGGACCAUUUCUGGGUUGCUCUUUGAUCAUCUUUCUAGACUCAGGCUCCAUCCAUUUUUGGACAGCAAGAACAUGAGACCUGGUGACAAACUAUUUGACAACAUUGACAGAGCUAUCCAUGAAUGUAAGGUUGGGGUUGCUGUAUUUUCUCCCCGUUAUUGUGAUUCGUACUUUUGUCUCCAUGAACUGGCUUUAUUAAUGGAGACAAAGAAAAGAGUUAUACCUAUAUUCUGUGAUGUCAAACCGUCUCAGCUCCAUGUCAAGGAUAAUGGGCUUUGUCCAGGCGAAGAGCUGCAAAGGUUUACAUAUGCUCUCGAAGAGGCAAAGUACACCGUUGGACUUACAUUUGACACACUUGAAGGGAAUUGGUCUCAAUUCUUAACGACAGCAAUGGAUGCGGUUGUGCAUAAUUUGAUCGAAGUGGAUGCAGAAGCGAAACGCACAAGCACCGUACAUAUUUCAUGAAGAAUUAUUACUGACGAGAAAUCAAGAUGAAGCACACAUACGCAUACAAAACCACAUGCAUCAUGACUUAAUCAAUUAAAAAAGCAUCAAAUUCUUUUAUUUGUUAAUUUUUGUUAACGAUCAAUUCUUCAUUCAGAUUUUUUUUCCUGCAAAUGUAAGAAAUAAAAUUAAGAUGCAACAAAUAAUUAAGAGGGAAACUAGAUAGCUCAAAGUAAGUAUCGAGCAAUGUUGAUUGUUUCCAUCAUGUAAUCAAUGAUUUCUUGUUUUUUUAAGUUGCACAUAUAUUUUG